This is a messenger RNA of Episyrphus balteatus (marmalade hoverfly), 1842 nucleotides long. It is a transcript of the gene isoQC, whose product is annotated as glutaminyl-peptide cyclotransferase. The coding region runs from base 681 to 1637 and encodes 318 amino acids. The record is from RefSeq and is a predicted model, not a curated record. Gene Ontology annotation, molecular function: zinc ion binding; glutaminyl-peptide cyclotransferase activity. NCBI's taxonomy places the organism in Eukaryota, Metazoa, Arthropoda, Insecta, Diptera, Syrphidae. The transcript has 3 exons.
AUAAAAAGUUAAAAGUAUGAACAAAAAAAAAAAAAUUACACACUGGGGAGUAUAUCAGCAGCAGUUCAGUUCAAUUCAAAAAAAAGUUUAUAUUUUAUUUAAGGAGAACACACAGCACAGAAUUUCUAUCCAAACCAAUUCGACCGGCUGUCGCCGUUCAAAUGAGUAUGCACACCGUCAAGGAGUUCACUUCGAGUGUCUUUCUUUAUUGUGUAGUGUGCCUUUGCUUGUGCCUGUGCAUGAAAUAUGAAAAAAAGCUUUCGUCCGUCGGUGUUGUCGGCAGAGGCAGAGAGGCAACGGCGGUGGCGGCAAUAUGAUAUAUGUACUCUGACUGACUCUGUGUCGCCUAUACUAUAAUACAUACAUGCACAGGGGCGGCGGUGGCUAUGGCUCUGGCGCGGCGCGGCACUGUUGGCGCUGGCUGGUUUAGAGCAGAGGAUUUGGAAUGGGUGAGAGCCGGGAAGCAGCUAACGAAAAAAAAACCAAAACGAUGGAACGUACACGUCUACCAAGAUGACGAAAGUUGUGAAAGAGAAUGAAGUGAGAAUUAAACGCGACGACCGGCGAAGCGACCAACGACGAUGACGACGUGAUCAACUCUACACUCGGGUAGAGCGACUACGAUUUGAUACUCGGAGGAAUUACCAUGAAAGCCAGAAAUUGGGAUUCAAUAUGAGACUAUGGACAUGUCCGACAAGGAAUUUGGCAAGUUUAGUCAACUCUCGAACACUACCCAUCUCCGAGAGGCUGUAAAUAAAAUCCUUAUCCCACGAGUAGUCGGAACCGAAGGUCAUAAAAAGGUACGCAAUUAUAUUGUCAAGUCUUUAGAAGACCUUAACUGGUCGGUGGCAAUCGACAGUUUCGAUGAUGUCGCACCCAUAAAAGGGAAGCUUACAUUUCACAACAUUAUUGCCACGUUCAAUCCGAACGCCGAACGUUACUUAGUUCUGGCAUGUCAUUACGACAGCAAGUACAUGCCUGACUAUGAAUUCCUCGGAGCAACUGACUCUGCCGUCCCGUGUGCCAUGUUACUGAACAUGGCCACUGUCAUGAAGGAACACUUGAACAUAUUCAGAAAUCAAAAACUGAGCCUUAUGUUUAUUUUCUUUGAUGGCGAAGAAGCAUUUAAAGAAUGGGGACCUACCGAUUCAAUCUAUGGUGCCCGGCAUUUAGCGAAAAAGUGGAAGACCGAAAAACUCCUCGAUCGAAUUGAUAUGUUAAUGCUCUUAGAUUUGCUUGGAGCACCAGAUCCAAAAUUCUAUAGUUGUUUCCAAAAUACAGAAAACUGGUAUGCCAAAUUGACAAUAAUCGAGGAUCGAUUGUCCGAAGCUGGAUUGAUGGAACGUUAUUCGAGCAGUGGAAUGACACAACAAGGAGAAUCUCAUAAUCAAUACUUUCAACCGCACUCUCUGAAGACACUAAUUGAAGAUGAUCAUGUGCCAUUUUUGAAUUUGGGUGUACCAAUUGUUCAUUUGAUACCAAUACCAUUUCCAAAUGUGUGGCAUACAAAAGAUGACAAUAUGACCAUUAUUGACUAUACAACUACGGAGAAUAUUAAUAGAAUAUUGAGAAUAUUUGUUAUGGAAUAUUUGCUAUCUUAUGAAGAUGAUGACGACUAUGGUGAUGUUAAUGAAUAGAGAUUAUUUGUGAUUUUAUUUUAUUUUAGCAGAUGAGGCGCUAGGGUUUGGAAUUGUUGCCAAACAACUUCCUAAUCUUUUUAAUCGAAAAUGAUAUUUUUUAAACUUAAAAUAGCAUUUAAGAGUUUUUAAUUUAACCAGUGUUCUUUAAGUUUUUGAAUUGGCAUACUACAAUAAAAAUUGGUUUUAAAAAAAAAUUAGCUCA